This is a messenger RNA of Aureobasidium subglaciale EXF-2481, 582 nucleotides long. RefSeq lists its product as uncharacterized. NCBI's taxonomy places the organism in Eukaryota, Fungi, Ascomycota, Dothideomycetes, Dothideales, Saccotheciaceae. The record is from RefSeq and is a predicted model, not a curated record. The transcript has 3 exons. The coding region runs from base 1 to 582 and encodes 193 amino acids.
AUGUCGGUUCAAAUCCAACUACCUGUUGACAGUCAGCACGAUGUCGACAGCCAACAAUCGAUCGAUGAUGCUUCGGUCCUAGAAGGUCGCCAACCUGUGGAAGACCAACAGCCUGUUGGCGAGGAAGAGUCUACAGAGAGUCAGCCUUCCGCAGAUGAGAACGAUUCAGAACUCGAACACUUUCCGGAGGACGAAGCGACCCGACCUAUCAGGCUACCGGGAGUCUCGACGCAGGUCGUCUCAAUCUCUCCAGAAGCCCUCUGGUUAUUCCGAGAGGCUGCUCGGGAUUAUGGCUACAUGAAUCGCUUCUUUUGUGAAGCUGAUGAAGCCUUUACAGACGCUAUGAUAGAUACCUAUGGCACGUCAAGAGUUCCUAUUCCUUUGCUGAUACCUCUUAGUGGCGACGACUAUAUUGCUUUCUACGCGAUGAUUCUUAGGACUCACCAGGUUUCUAAUCCGUGUUGGUUAUCUUACCACGAGGGAUUCAAGUCGAUUAUGCAAAGAGUUGCAAGGGAUCUUGAUAUACCCACCGAGCUACCAAUCGUGUACAUGAGGUUGCGAAGUGCACUUCUGUACGGGUAG